CCCGAUUGACUCGUUUUGACAGAUUUACUCACAACCUCAUCUGCAAGCUCCGGUGAAUGGCGACAUAGUGACUUUUCCCCUCUUCAUUUUCCGUUCAGUUCUCUCGCUUUCUGUUAAUCAACGCUUUACUCUUUCGAUGGACUAGGGUUUUUCACUUUUCCCACGCCAAAAUGCCAAAGCGUAGAGCCAAGAAAACGGCUAAAGCUGAACCAGUGCCUGACCCCAAGGAGCCUCAAAAUGAAAUGCAGCAGCAACCUCAAUUCAUGGACCUCGAAAUCGAAGUGGAGCGACAAAUCGGUGCGAUUAGGGCAGUUCGGGAUGUGGAGAUUGAACACUUGCUGACGGAGCUUCGAUUGCUGAGGUCAUGUUUCAACAAGGAACAACUCCAGAAGCCUGUGUUACAGGUUUUUGAAGAAACCCUGCCGAACCUCUCGAUUGUGAAUGAUGAAGGGAACAAGAAAUUUGAAGCGAGAUGGAAAGAAAAUGGGAGUAGAUGUGGUGAUGGAAGAGAUGUGCAUGCUUCUUUGCUUCAAAAGUUGUCCAUGGCUUAUCCUGAAUGCUCUGCUUCAAUUCCUCCUUUAGGUGGCUUUGAAUAUUUUACCAAUACAGGGAGAACAAGCUUUCUUGGCGCUGAUGAUCUGUGUUUUAAGGACGUUGUUUUGGAGGAGCCAUGUGAAACUCAGACUCUGGCAAUGCAAGAAGCUCUCCAGACUCCCGGUGUGAGUAGUCAAAGGUUGUCUGUUGGAAUGACACCCAAAACACUUAGGCUGCCGAAACCUGGCGAGAUGCUUCUCUCUGUCCAUGGAUCACCGCUUGGUGUUUACAAGGAACAUAACAUGGAGGCCAUACAUGAGUCAGAGGAGGGUUGAAUGCCUGCUAAAUCCGUUGUGGUCCAAAAGCAAGCGAUAGAAAGUAUUUAUGCGCACCGACCAACACCAUUUCAGUCAUCACACUGAUGAGGGUUACAUAUAGAUUAGUGGCCCCUUAAUCUUUUUUUAUUUAGAGUUCACGAGUUAGUGACAGCCAAUUAGAUUGGACUAAAAGGCGAGUAUUGAUUUUGGCUUUCCAGCUUUCACAUAUUGGGAUGCAGCUGGAGAUUGCUAUAGAGUUGUCUGACUAAUGUAGUAUUUUGUUUAUUGUUUGUAGUAGUAUGAGUAAUUUGUAUUACAUGAACGCUGAGGCCCUUUUGCACUGUAAUUUUCUAAUGAAGUAAUAAGCUUUAUUGA
Molecule: messenger RNA, 1226 nt
Organism: Gastrolobium bilobum
Lineage: Eukaryota; Viridiplantae; Streptophyta; Magnoliopsida; Fabales; Fabaceae
Exons: 6
Coding region: 171-869 (232 amino acids)
Source: RefSeq, a predicted model, not a curated record